AUUUAGUGCGACCGUUUGCGUGGCAAAUUUGCACCUUUUGCGAGCACAAGCGUUCUUUCCUGCAAAAAAUUGCGCUAGAAAUUGCAAAAACUGUGAAAUCCGCCACCGCAUAGAGAAAAAGAGACUUGCCCAGGUCUCCUUAAGGUGCAAAUAGCGGCGGAAAGACAGACGCGCGUGCAAAAAGCAGAGUGGGAUCGCGAGAAAAGCAGGAUACGCGGAUACAUUUGAACCGGAAGUAGGAAAAAGCACCCAACUAAUCACCGAUCAUGUCCGGCAUUGCAAUCACGCGGUUGGGGGAGGAGCGAAAGGCCUGGCGGAAGGAUCACCCCUUCGGCUUCGUCGCCCGUCCCGCCAAGAACCCCGACGGCACCCUCAACCUGAUGAUCUGGGAGUGCGCCAUUCCCGGCAAGAAGUCGACUCCCUGGGAGGGCGGCCUCUACAAGCUGCGCAUGAUCUUCAAGGACGACUACCCCACCUCGCCGCCCAAGUGCAAGUUCGAGCCGCCGCUGUUCCACCCGAACGUCUAUCCCUCGGGCACCGUCUGCCUGUCGCUGCUCGACGAGGAGAAGGACUGGCGCCCGGCCAUCACCAUCAAGCAGAUCCUGCUAGGCAUCCAGGACCUGCUCAACGAGCCGAACAUCAAGGACCCGGCCCAGGCGGAGGCCUACACCAUCUACUGCCAGAACCGGCUGGAGUACGAGAAGCGCGUUCGCGCCCAGGCCCGCGCCAUGGCGGCCACCGAGUAGUCUGCAUCCUGGGCAACGGCGUCCCGGCAUCCCACAUAGACAUUAACAAACAAACACAUCUAGGCGGUAAGCGUUUUCGAGAAUGCUAUCCACAUAUUAUCUUCUACAUAAGACCACUAAUUUUGGACGGAACUCUACUGCACACUCAAUACAAAUCAUCUGAUUUAAUUUUUUAACGCAAUCGCUUAGUACCAGCUAUAUUGUAUACUGUAUCAACUGAAUAAAAUGGAUUAAGUUCUGUACGUUUUUGGAGAGCCCGAGAGGUGCGUCAUGCCCAAAGUGGCUACGUGGCAGCCAGUUGACGCUGACGAGACUCCUUUCCAGCCCGAGAUCUUUGUAUCUUUGCGUACACUUGCGACGAUUGUGAAUAUGCAUUUUCCCACACUUUCCCAUUUAUUUAACGAGCUGUUUUGUUGUGUAAAUUGAUUACAAUCUAUUGAACUACUACUUACUACUUAACUAUAUCGUGUCAAUAAAAUGUAUUAGCUGUAAAA
Messenger RNA from Drosophila suzukii, 1240 nucleotides. It is a transcript of the gene lwr, whose product is annotated as ubiquitin conjugating enzyme lesswright. The record is from RefSeq and is a predicted model, not a curated record. Gene Ontology annotation, molecular function: SUMO conjugating enzyme activity. Gene Ontology annotation, biological process: protein sumoylation. Lineage: Eukaryota; Metazoa; Arthropoda; Insecta; Diptera; Drosophilidae. Gene Ontology annotation, cellular component: nucleus.